AUGCACAGACUUUUUGGGUCAAGCAAGGCGAAACCUGUCCCGAACCUCACAGAGGUGGCAGCGAAUGUCGACGAGAGAAAUGAAACCGUUGAAAAGAAAAUCGCCAAACUCGACGCGGAACUGCGUCAGAUUUCAACGCAGAUGAGCAAAAUGAGAGACGGUCCGGGGAAAACCGCAUUGAAGCAAAAGGCCCUGCGAAUCAUGCGACAGAAGAAAGUUUAUUUACACCAAAGCGAGCAGUUACAAAACCAAAGCUUCAAUAUUAGCCAGACAGACUUCGCUGUGAAAUCGUUGCAAGAUACCAAGACCACAGUCGAUGCUAUGAAAGCCAGCAGCAAGGCAAUGAAAACGGAAAUGAAAAAGAUCAAAAUUGACGAAGUUUUCGUAAGUGGCCUACAAUCAAUUAUUUGGUUUUUUUGCACCUUAAGGUGCUUUACGGCUUUGGUAAGCGCUUCAGCAAAGGCAGAGAAGUAUGCGGUAAAGCCUGGUUAA
Molecule: messenger RNA, 492 nt
Organism: Echinostoma caproni
Lineage: Eukaryota; Metazoa; Platyhelminthes; Trematoda; Plagiorchiida; Echinostomatidae
Source: the annotation of a GenBank genome assembly